AUGACAACUGCACAUCGACCAACUUUUGAACCAGCACGUGGUGGGUCUGGCAGGAAUGAGGGUGAUCUGUCGAAGCUGUCACAGCAGUAUUCAAGCAAGGAUAUGCCGUCACACACGAAACUUAAAUAUCGGCAAAAGGGACAAAGUCAUGCAGAAGAUAUUAAGUCGCGGGAUUUCCGCCGAGAAUUGGAUGAGAAGGAGAAAAAUGUAGGACGUGAACGAAGAAGUCGAGAAACUGGUUGGAAUGCGCAGAAAAAACCAAGACUGGAAGGAAGCUUAGCACCAAAUGUCCAGGACGAAGAUGAUCCAUAUGAUGAUGAUGUUAAUGACAAUUCGGAUGAAGAUGAGGAUGAUGCCGCGGAACUGAUGGCCGAACUGGCUAGAAUCAAAAAGGAAAGAGCACUAGAGAAGGCUCAGCGUGAUGCGGCAUUAGCUGAAGAGCAGGAACGGAUCAGGACCGAAAACAUUCUACGCGGAAAUCCACUACUCAAUUCGGAGGCAUCAGAUUUCAAGGUCAAACGACGAUGGGAUGACGAUGUAGUUUUCAAGAACUGUGCGAAAGGAAUCGAAGAACGCAGGAAAGAACAGGUUUUUAUCAAUGAUGCCAUUCGCUCUGAAUUUCACAAAAAGUUUAUGGAGAAAUAUAUUAAAUGA
This is a messenger RNA of Brugia malayi, 654 nucleotides long. RefSeq names its product Cwf15/Cwc15 cell cycle control protein (gene Bma-cwc-15). The record is from RefSeq and is a predicted model, not a curated record. The transcript is spliced from 5 exons. Lineage: Eukaryota; Metazoa; Nematoda; Chromadorea; Rhabditida; Onchocercidae. Gene Ontology annotation, molecular function: RNA binding. The coding region runs from base 1 to 654 and encodes 217 amino acids. Gene Ontology annotation, biological process: mRNA cis splicing, via spliceosome. Gene Ontology annotation, cellular component: catalytic step 2 spliceosome.